Molecule: messenger RNA, 2052 nt
Organism: Penicillium coprophilum
Lineage: Eukaryota; Fungi; Ascomycota; Eurotiomycetes; Eurotiales; Aspergillaceae
Exons: 8
Coding region: 1-2052 (683 amino acids)
Biological process (GO): potassium ion import across plasma membrane; intracellular potassium ion homeostasis
Cellular component (GO): plasma membrane
Molecular function (GO): high-affinity potassium ion transmembrane transporter activity
Source: RefSeq, a predicted model, not a curated record
AUGCAUACACGGCUAAUCUUCCGUAAGUGGCGGAGGAAGAUUGGGAACGCCAUAAUGGCAGUGCUCCCGCCUUUGAAUUUCUUGACGCUGCAUUAUUUCUAUUUCAUUGCGACAAACAUCGUCGCCAGUAUCAUUUUCUACUUAACAUCCACGCCAUGGCGCAGCGUUGCCUAUGUGGACUCGAUUUUCAUGUGCGUCAGUGCUAUGACCGGUGCUGGAUUGAAUACAGUGGAUUUAUCGACUUUGAAUAGCUUUCAACAAGCGGUUUUGUUCACACUGCUCAUUCUGGGCCAUGCCAUUCUCAUCUCCCUCACUGUACUUCUAGUACGCAAGCGGGUGUUCGAGGCAAAAUUCAAGGGUGUCUCCGAUGAACGAGAAAGAGAGAGGUCAACUCGUAACCACUCGGAAGUUGAACUUCAGGCCAGAGAGCGAGAACCCGCUCAUGAAAGCACCGGAACUGACCUCCCCGGCGAGAGCACCGAAGGACAGGGAUGUAAAUCGCGUUCAAAGACAUCCGUCCAAGUCCAGGUUAGAUCGGGAGAGCCAUCAUCCCGCGACGAACAGCCAUGGGUGGACGAUGACCAAAUAACCAUCGGUGGCACGCCCUGCCGUCACCAUCACCACCGAGUCUUCCCUAUGGCUGGCAUCGGGGCGAGACCCGAUCUCCAUAACCAUCCCCGCGACGCAGCGCCAAAUCUUCCUUUGGUCGUAAAGGAUUCGGUGUCGGGUUUCAAGGCAAUUCUCCGCGGUACACAAAAGUACAUGGCCUCCAAGGGUCUUGUGUCCCGCAACUCCCAGUUCCACGAUCUCACUCCUGCUGAGCGCGACGAAUUAGGUGGCGUGGAGUAUAAGGCGGUUUCGUUUUUGUCGGUGAUUGUGUUCCUUUAUUUCAUCUUGUUCCUCGUGUUCGGUAUGAUCGGAGUCGGUGUCUGGCUGGAAGUUAAUGAUCCUGCCGUGACACGCACAAACGGCCUUUCACCUUUCUGGACAGGUGCUUUCUUUGCUGUUUCUGCUUUCGUGAACAGUGGCAUGUCGCUCCUAGACGCUAAUAUGACUGCUUUGCAGUUGAGGGCUUAUCCACUUCUCACGAUGGGACUGCUGAUUCUCGCUGGAAAUACCCUCUUCCCAUGUUUCCUGCGAUUUAUUAUCUGGAUUAUGAGGGUCAUGCUUCCGGAUCGGCCGAAGUGGCAGUCGUGGCGCAUAACCCUUGACUUCAUCCUGGAGCAUCCUCGGAGGGUCUACACGAAUCUCUUCCCUGCCCGCCAUACAUGGUAUCUACUCGGCACGAUCAUCAUUCUGAACGGUAUUGACUGGGCGGCAUUCGAGGUGCUCUCUAUUGGAAACAAGGACAUUGAGAGUCUUCCUACCGAGUACCGUGUGCUGGAUGGACUAUUCCAAGCCCUAGCGGUACGCGCUGGUGGUUUCUACGUUGUAACCAUUGCCGAUCUUCGCCAAGGUCUUUUGGUUCUCUAUGUAACGCUCACAAUGCGCAACACAAACGUCUACGAAGAACGCUCACUGGGAAUCUACGCGCACGACGAAUCCCCUGACUCACCCGCAAACACAAGCCGCAGCAACGUAGUAAUGGACCUAGUCAGGCAUCACCUCGGCCGCCCAGGCCUGUCAGAGACUUCGCGCGGCUACUUCGUGCAUCAGCAGCUCCGAUCCCAGCUGAGCCAUGACCUGUGGUGGAUCGCGCUGGCCGUUUUCUUUAUCGCCAUCGCCGAAUCAGACCACUAUGAAUCCCAGCCCGUGGCCUUUUCCACGUUCAAUAUCAUCUUUGAAGUUGUCUCUGCGUACGGCUGUGUGGGUGUCAGUCUUGGCUUCCCUGGGAAGAAUUACUCGUUCUGUGGCGCGUGGCAUACCAUUAGCAAGUUGAUUCUUGCUGCCGUUGCUUUACGGGGUAGACAUCGUGGUCUGCCAGUGGCUAUUGAUAAGGCUAUUAUGUUACCCAGUGAGUCUUUGGCUUGGGCGGAGGAGGAGGAUGCUGCUUUGCGGAGAGAUAGAUCUAGGGCUUGGGCUCAGGAUCAUGGGCCUGUUGGGUCUGUUUAG